Molecule: messenger RNA, 312 nt
Organism: Penicillium canescens
Lineage: Eukaryota; Fungi; Ascomycota; Eurotiomycetes; Eurotiales; Aspergillaceae
Exons: 3
Coding region: 1-312 (103 amino acids)
Source: RefSeq, a predicted model, not a curated record
AUGUCAAACCUGGGCGAAGACAAUAAGCCCAAGGUCUCUGUUGAAGAUGAAGUGAACGCGAUACGUGGCUAUAAAGCGAUUUUAAACUACGCAAAGGUCACAAAUGAAGCCAAGCAUAAUGCAAUAGACAUCAUUAGCAACGAAAUUGGCUGGGAUCCGCCUCCCCAUCAUUUUUCUGGUGCCUUUGGCGAACACAGCAGGGACUCUAACGGCCUAGCCGAUAGUUCCACAAGAGCUCAACAAAAUGCCUACAAUAAUGACCAAGACAUAGAGGAACCUGUGGAGCAGCACAAGCAUUAUCCUGGCCAGUAG